CAAACUCAGCCUUUUUUAUAACAAGACAGAGAGGUAGAAGUCUUCAAAGUAUAUCUUGUGAUUGACUUAAUAACAAAAUCUUCAAACUCAUGGCAGGAAUCAGAAAUGCAAUCAAACAUAAUUAAAUCUAUCAUUAUAAUUUUGAUAAUUGUGGGUACCUUUGUAUUAAAUUGUCAAGGGAAUAAAUUUAAUGGCCAUAAUGCUUCAAAAGUUAAGAAAAAAGAGGUAAAACAAUAUUCUAUGGAAGGACAAUCUGGAGUAAAUCAUUUUCCUAUUCUUCCACACGAUAAAUCUAAACGUUCAAUACCAAAAGCUCAUCGAGGACAAUCUAAUCAUGUUAACACAGUGGCACUAGAUUUACCAUUAUCAUCAAGACGAGCUUUAAUGAAAAGAAGAGCACAUGGAGCAUUAAGAUUACCAAAAAUACAAAAGAAAAAUAAAAAAAGGUUAUCUAAAAUUAGAUCCGUACAUCAAAGUCAUCUUGUUUCUUCGCGUGGAAUAAAGUCUGGAAAAAAGACCCACAAGACAAAAUCAAAACACAAUAUUAGAUAUGAAAAAACUCAUCAACUAGAAAAACGAAGUCGAAUAAAAUAUGUUGAAAGAAAAAGUGAAAAGAAUAGAAAGAAAUUGGAUCUCAAAGUGGAUAAAUGCUCCAAUAAAAAAUUAUCAAUUGAGGAAAAAGAAAAAUGUAAAGCAAAACGACAUGGAUUGCAUCAUAGAUAGAUUGAGGAUAUUUAAAUUUUUGGGAAAUUAUUUGCUAAUACCUAAUGAAGAUUUUACAUACCUGGAGUUAGGUCGAUCUAGAGCAACUCGACAAGUUGAUCACU
Messenger RNA from Chelonus insularis, 827 nucleotides. RefSeq lists its product as uncharacterized. The transcript is spliced from 4 exons. Lineage: Eukaryota; Metazoa; Arthropoda; Insecta; Hymenoptera; Braconidae. The record is from RefSeq and is a predicted model, not a curated record. The coding region runs from base 106 to 723 and encodes 205 amino acids.